AUGCCCAUAUAUUCGUAUCCUUUUUAUCCCUGCCCUUUCUUCUUUGGCGUCCCUUUUCUCCCCUCUCCCACCUGCAGGAGCCUGGGCACCUUCUCCUUCCCUUCUCUCAAACCAGCUUCGCAUAAUACCACACCUCCUCCAACCAAAUCCCAAACACUGACCAUUGGCCCUUCUUCUUGGCCUCACAAACAGUACUUUUCAACCCUCGAGCGCCUUCGUUUCGCCCAGGAUCCCGACACCCAAGACUCAAACACGACUCCCUCGCCUUCCUUCGACAAUCUCCCCAAGCUCCAUCCUAAUAUUAACCCUGUUGCCGCUGCCAACACAAACAGCGCUCCCUUGGCCCUCGCUGCCUCCACGCCUAGAUCACUCCAAGACAGUCACCGGCCUGUUCGUCUCACUGUGCUCUCCAAGCUCCCGUCUGAGACUCCCCCCCUUGUUGGACUCGGUGCUAUUCCCCAGCGCCCUAGAUCCGCUCUGGUUCGCCUGCACUCCAGUCCAGCCCUUGACCGACACACUACCUCCACCAAGCUCGGCCUGGGCAUACUACAUAAUAGAUCCGACAACCACCACACCUCGACCUUGCCCUCCUAUCGCCACAGCGUCAUUCUUGAUGCUACAGACGAGGCCCUGAUCAAGCGUGGAAAACGAAACGUCGCCCAGCCCACAGCUCGCCAAUCCAACAGCCACUUACACCGCGCCGCCUCGUUCGAAUCCCUCCGCCACAGCAUGCACUCCCGCAUCGCCGACGCUGCCUGGAUGGACGGUCGCCUCAAGGAGACAGAAGACUCGCUCUACGACAGCCUCCGUUGGCUUGAAGAUGACAUUGACCUGCGUCUCGACCUCGAUGACUACCAAGUUCGCGAGGACGCCCCUUGCCACAAGAAGCGCUCUGCCUCUUUCCGCCGCAAGCUCUCCAUCUCUUCCAAAGUCACAUUCGGUCGUGCCUCGUCUACACUGAGCCGUCCUACCACGAAAGAAGGCAUUGCACCCUUUGGCGGUUCUGUGCUGUCACUCCACAACCCCCCUGGCAAUGGCCAUGUACGCAGACGCUCACGGGCUCUGUCACUCAUGUCUGCCACCAAGCAGCCACCCGUCGACGUUGCUCCCGCGUCUCCGCCUCCCAUCAUGGAUCCUGCUGCCCACUAUCAAGAUCCCGAAGCCCGCAUGAAGCUCCGCGUCUACCUCGCUUCGCCUCACAAGUUUGAUGAAGCCGUCGAGUUUGGCUUUCCUUCUACCGAGCAGCAGCCCUCGAGUCCAACAACGCCUCCCAAGCGCCUCGAUUCACUGCCUCGUAACGCUGAACGUGGUGGCAACCUCCGCAUGCAGACCCUCGUUGAAGACAGGCGAUGCUCGCUCUACAGCGAUGAAACUAAUGCAACGGAGCCUGACUCGCCUCGCACUCCUGAUACGCUGGAGAAGCCAUCGGCACCAUUCACCACUUCCAUGGAGCAGGACCGUGAUACUGCCAAAGUCGACUAUGCGCAGGCCCACGCGUACUCACGGGAGAUGACACUGCGCAUGACGCUAACUCGGCCGGACCUGCGUGCCAAUGAGAGCCAGAUCUACGGCUGGCAGAACAAGAUGUCACCGGCCGUGUCGGACAGCCCCCGCUCGUCAUCUGGACCCAGGACCGAGGAUGAGCUCAAAAAGGACAGCAUUGAGCGACAGCUGGCAGCCAUUGACCAGGAGAACCUCCUGUACCCAGAGCAGAGCUCCAUGAAGCGCUUCUGGAAUCGCGUUCGCCGCACAUGA
This is a messenger RNA of Cordyceps fumosorosea ARSEF 2679, 1755 nucleotides long. RefSeq lists its product as hypothetical. The coding region runs from base 1 to 1755 and encodes 584 amino acids. The record is from RefSeq and is a predicted model, not a curated record. NCBI's taxonomy places the organism in Eukaryota, Fungi, Ascomycota, Sordariomycetes, Hypocreales, Cordycipitaceae. The transcript has a single exon.